Molecule: messenger RNA, 6644 nt
Organism: Acanthopagrus latus (yellowfin seabream)
Lineage: Eukaryota; Metazoa; Chordata; Actinopteri; Spariformes; Sparidae
Product: protein diaphanous homolog 1-like
Exons: 28
Coding region: 727-4404 (1225 amino acids)
Biological process (GO): actin cytoskeleton organization; actin filament polymerization
Cellular component (GO): cytoplasm; actin filament
Molecular function (GO): small GTPase binding; microtubule binding; actin binding
Source: RefSeq, a predicted model, not a curated record
CUGCAGCUCCGAGCGGACUGUCAGAAGAACAGGAAGACUCCUCCGGCGCUACAGACGCAGUCGCUUCCCCCACUUCUGUCAUUCAGGGGUUAAAAAAAAGUUAACUAAAGUUGUAGCAGUCAUGGAAACUAAUCUGGGAGACGCCGUCGGGACAACUCAUCCGUAACAACAGCCCUUCAGCCGUGUUGUAGUCACCGAAACAACUCGUGGAAGCGGUUUUUUUGUUUGUUUGUUUUUUUUUACCUACUGUAGCCAGACAAGCUAGCCUAGCUAAAGCUAACGUUAGCACAGUUAGUAUCAUACUUUUCGGGACUCAAAACUCACACUGUUAAAGUUUGGGGUUGUGUUAGACGUUUAUACAGUCGGGAUAGACGUCUCGUUUGCCGUCUGCGAGCUCAGACAGGCUGUUUUCGUACUUUUCGCCCCUAAGACUCUCGGGCUUGUGCUUUGAAUUUCCCUCCUUCACUGACACAGACAGGCGGCUUAGCGAGGGGGUUCGUUCGGAGUCGUUGGCUUCCUACCAAAUCAUUAGCAACACAGUGCUAAUUGUGGCUAGUUAGCCAGGGGACUAGCCUAGGCCUAAGGGAAUUUCACAGUUAUCCUUUUCACACCGUUCCGAGGAAAUAUUCUUUUUUUUUGUUUUUUUGUUUUCUACGUUUGCGUGUUGGGAGAUUACCGCCCACACGGGUUUAUUUUGACACCUAAUUCAAGUAAACGGAUUAAUUUAUGAACAUGGAUCCCAACACGGGGAACUCUGCCUCAGCUGCUGGUCCCAAGAAGGACAAGAAGUCAAAGAAGAACUACGAGGAUGGAGAUGGGAAAAAGAAAUUUAAACUCAAACGGCUGAUUCCGGACGAGUUGGAGCGUUUCACCAGCAUGAGGAUGAAAAAGGACAAGGAGAAACCUGGUCAUAAUCCCAAUCAGCGACACUCCUCAGCUGCCAACUAUGAGAUAAAUGCUCAGAGUGCGAUGAUGCACAAUCAUUCAGAUGAGUACGUCCUGGAGCUCUUCGAACAGAUGCUGGUGGAUAUGAACCUGAAUGAGGAGAAGCAGCAGCCUCUACGGGAAAAAGACAUUAUGAUCAAACGAGAGAUGGUCUCCCAGUAUCUCCACACAUCUAAAGCUGGCCAAGACCAGAAGGAGGGCUCCAAAUCAGCCAUGAUGUACAUCCAGGAGUUAAAAUCAGACUACAGAGACACACAGCUGCUGAGCUGUCUGGAAUCUCUGCGAGUCUCCCUCAAUAACAACCCUGUCAGUUGGGUGCAGAACUUUGGAGAUGAGGGGCUGGCCCUGCUGCUGAAUCUGCUGAGAAGACUACAGGAGGACAAAGACGAGUACCCAAUGGUGGGAGUGAAAUGUCAACAUGAGAUAAUUCGUUGUCUAAAAGCCUUCAUGAACAACAAGUAUGGUCUGAAAUCCAUGCUGGAGUCAGUUGAGGGAAUUCCCCUGCUGGUCAAAGCCAUCAACCCUCGGGUGCCACAUAUGAUGGUGGAUGCUGUCAAGCUGCUCUCUGCCAUCUCCAUUUUGGAACAUCCUGAGAACCUUCAUGAGCGUGUUUUGGAGGCCAUUACUGAGGAGGCAGAGAGACGGGACAUUGAGAGGUUUCAGCCUCUCCUUGCUGGCAUGAACAAUCACAACAUUGCUCUUAAGGGUGGAUGCAUGCAGCUGAUCAACGCCUUGAUCAGCCGGGGAGAAGAGUUGGACUUCAGGAUCCAUAUUCGCUCUGAACUACUAAGGCUGGGACUCAGAGAACAGCUGACGGAGGUGCGCAUGAUAGAAAACGAAGAGCUGAGGGUGCAACUCACAGUGUUUGAUGAGCAGGCUGAAGAUGACUCUGAGGACCUCAAAGCACGUCUAGAUGACAUCCGAAUUGAGAUGGAUGAUGUGAGGGAAGUGUUUGACAUCGUAGUCAACACUGUGAAGGACUCCAAGGCUGAGAGCCACUUCCUGUCCCUGAUGCAGCACCUGCUGCUGAUCCGUAAUGAUUAUUUGGCCAGGCCUCAGUACUACAAGUUGAUAGACGAGUGUAUUGCUCAGAUCGUGCUUCACAGGAAUGGAGCGGACCCUGACUUCAAGUGCCGCAACCUCAGCCUCAACAUUGAAGGCCUGAUAGACAACAUGGUGGACCAGACCAAAGUAGAAACCAGCGAGGCCAAGGCAGUUGAAUUGGAGAAGAAGCUGGAUGCCGAGUUGACCGCACGCCAUGAGCUGCAGGUGGAGCUGAAGAAACUUGAGGGCGACUAUGAACACAAACUACAAAACUUAAGCCAAGAGAAGGAACAGCUGGCCACAUCUAAGCUGGAGCAAGAAAAGGAGAACCAUGAAUUACAACAACAGCUAGGCACUCUGCAGAAGCAGAUUGAAAACCUGUCUAAAGAUCUUGAAGAGGCCAAGACUAAAGUUAUCACCGUUACUGUUCCUGUGCCAACACCCGGUUUGCCCCCCCCUCCACCGCCUGCCCCUCCUCUCCCUGGCCAGAACACAGGCAUAUCCCCUCCACCUCCGCCCCCACCUCUACCAGGUCAUGCAUGCAUAUUUUCUCCCCCACCGCCCCCUCCUUUACCUGGUCAUGCUGGUAUUCCUCCCCCCCCUCCCCCUCCCCCUUUACCAGGCAUGCCAGGACCUCCACCACCUCCACCCCUCCCUGGCAUGCCAGGACCUCCACCACCUCCACCCCUCCCUGGCAUGUCAGGACCCCCACCACCUCCACCCUUACCUGGGAUGGGACCUCCACCACCACCACCACCGCCUGGGUUCCCCGGUGCUCCUCCUCCACCGCCAGUCUUCGGCAUGCCUCCAGUGCCAGGCAUGGGGGGCUGGGGUGCACCUGCACCCCCACAGUUGCCUCAUGGACUCCAGCCUAAGAAGGAGUACAAGCCUGAAGUCCAGCUGAAGAGAGCCAACUGGAGGAAGAUUGGACCUGAAGACCUAUCUGAAAAAAGUUUCUGGAUCAAGGCAAACGAGGAGAAAUUUGAGAGCAAUGAGCUCCUUGCCAAACUCACCUUGGCCUUCUCUUCGCAGACAAAGACCACUAAAGCCAAAAAGGAGCAGGAUGGGGGAGACGAAAAGAAGCAGAUGCAGAAGAAGAAGGUGAAGGAGCUGAAGAUUCUUGACGGCAAGAGUUCGCAGAACCUUUCCAUUUUCCUAGGAUCAUUCCGUCUCCCGUAUGAAGAGAUCAAGAACGCCGUCUUGGAGGUUAAUGAGAAGAUCCUCACGGAGUCCAUGGUUCAGAAUCUGAUCAAAAACCUGCCGGCACAAGAGCAGUUAAACAUCCUGGGAGAGAUGAAGGAUGAAUAUGAUGACCUGGCUGAGUCUGAGCAGUUUGGAGUUGUGAUGUCCAGCGUGAAGAAGCUGAUGCCACGGCUUCAGGCCAUCCUGUUCAAGCUGCAGUUUGAGGAGCAGAUGAAUAACAUCAAGCCAGAUGUGGUGUCUGUGACAGCAGCCUGCGAGGAGCUCAUGAAAAGCCAAGCCUUUACCAAGCUUCUAGAAAUCACCCUCCUUGUUGGGAACUAUAUGAAUGCUGGCUCCCGCAAUGGAAAGGCAUUUGGCUUUACCAUAUCAUACCUGUGCAAGCUGCGUGACACCAAAUCUGCUGACCUGAAGCAAACGCUGCUCCAUUUCCUGGCUGAUGUGUGCCAGGAGCAGUAUCCUGAUGUCAUGAGCUUCACAGACGAGCUUAUCCAUGUGGAAAAGGCCAGCAGAGUUUCUGCAGAGAUACUUCAGAAGAACCUUGAGCUGAUGGGCCGUCAGAUCAAGACUCUGGAAAGAGAUCUGGAGACCUUCCCUCCUCCUCAAAAUGACAAAGAUCUAUUUGCAGAGAAGAUGUCCAGUUUUGUGGCUAAUGCCCGCGAGCAGCAUGAGAAGCUGGAUCUGCUGCAUAAGAAUAUGGAGAAGCAAUACAAUGACCUGGGAGAGUUCUUUGUCUUUGACCCGAAAAAAAUCUCUGCAGAAGAAUUCUUUGGUGACCUCAACACGUUUAAAAACAUGUUCCUGCAAGCAGUAAAGGAGAAUCAGAAGAGGAAGGAGGCUGAAGAGAAGAUCAAGAGGGCCAAACUGGCCAGGGAGAAAGCGGAGAAGGAGAAGGAGGAGAAACUCAAGAAGAACCAGCUCCUUGACAUCAACGCAGAGGGUGAUGAAACUGGUAUCAUGGACGGCCUGCUGGAGGCACUGCAGUCUGGAGCUGCUUUCAGGAGAAAGAGAGGACCACGGCCAGCAGCCAACCACCGACGAGCUGGUCAUGCAGUGACCAACAUCCUGGCCAAAGAGCUGAUGCAGGAAGACGCACCUACGUCCAGCAAAGUGCCCGCUAAGAAGAAGAAGUCAGAGGAGAAAGAGGAGCCUAAAUUAGAAGGAGCAGAGUCGUUAGAGGAGUUACUGGACGCUGUUCCCACCCGGUCCAAUUAGGCACCCUGGGUGGGAAGUUUUUUUAACCACAGAGCCAGUGAUAUCCAAACACAGAUGUAUUUCUUAACCAUUCCAGGGGCCAAUACCCAUCUGAGAUUAGUUUACUGAGAAAAAGAAAAGGCCCUUUGUCUUAACAGGAGCAUCCUGUAGGCUAGCAUUGACUGUGUCUUCUGCGAGGACAGGGAGAGGCAGAGCGUGAGGACGGGACUCUCACCUCAACCCCUGUAUGUUCCUCGUCAACCUCUGGAUCUUUGACACUGUCAUAAAGAUUUUCUUUCCUCGGCAUGUGCACAUAUCUGUUCUUGUAUUCUGUCUGUUUCACAUUAUUUCUGCAUCAUUUGACUUUCACCUGUCAUUCAUCACAGGGCAUCUUGAGCGAUUCCAAAGACUUACUCAGGAGGGAUCCACACUUUAUUUGCGGUUAUUUCCAAAUCCCAAUUUUUCAACCGGGAGAGUCUGGAAUCUAGCACAUCCUGCAGGUGCUUCAUAUAGUUUUCUCUGGAUGUUCCAGGCCAACACCAUGCGCUUUUUCACUUUUUUUUUUUUUUUUUACACCUUUAAAACAUAUUGCUUUGUAAUUGUCUGAUAUACUGUUUGUAAACAUUGACUAUUUUGAUGUACUAUUGAAAAAAAAGUGCCAACCAAUUGAAAUCUAGUCUUAUCAUUUCACUCCCAGGACUGGUCCUGUCACAGUUCACACUGGGCUGGUGUGUGCGCGUGUGGAUCCAGUCCAACAACAGUCAUCACCUGAGUGUUUGUUUCAGUGUGUGGUUUUUUUUUUUGUUUUUUUUUUUCACUGAGAAGGGAUUUAGGGAUUCACUGCUGUGCAUGUAUUAGUUAGAUUUCACAUAAAAAGGAGGGAUAAUUUGCAUCAACUUGUCUGAGCUAUGUUAAGACACGUGCCCACAACAGUCAUAUGAAGAUAACCUGCUUACAUGAACAUGAACAUUCCCAUUAACUCUGGAGGGAAGUAGAGUUAGCCCGGAGGAGAAAGUUCUUCUACAGUCAGUUAAACCAAAAAGAAACUUAAAAAGGGUGUUACCACACAAAACCUAUCCUGAGCAGUUUACAUGCCUGUGUGUUUAUGUGUAUGAGAAUAUCUGAGUGUGUGAAGUGAGCCGUCUAUUUUUAGUUCUGUGUGCACGCUCAGUCUCCUACAUAUGUGUGUGUGUUUGUGCAUGUAGAUUUGAGUGUGUGUGCAUGUGUGUUGCCAUCUGUAAUUACAGUACGGUACCGACCAUGUUGUCAUAAAUGCUGGGUUUUAUAAACAGCUUUGUGGUCUCUCUGCUGAGGAUAUAGCACACUGGAAAACUGCCCAAAAACUGCUGAGACAAGUGUGUGUGUGUGUGUGUAUGUGUGUAUGUAUGUAUGUGUGUGUAUUCGUGUUGCUCACCCACUUCCCCUCCCACUGGACUGCAACAGUAGUUGCUGAAUGUCUGGCCGCCUUGCUCUUAUUUGUAUUCAGUAGCCAUCAACAGACAUGUUGCCAUGAUGUGGUGGUGUACUAUCUGACAGUGAUCCUGCCAGGUGAUGUCAGCUGCUCCAUGCAAUAUUUAUUCCUAUGCAAACACAAUACUGUAGCCAGCCUCAGGAUGUAGAGGGGUGGACUCAACAAACAGCUGAUUCAAGAUCAGUGCUUCAUAUCAUAGAUGAUUGAGGGGAAAUCCCCAAAAGUUCAGGAAUCAGAACAAUCUAUUGGGUUCACCAGCGUUUUAUUUCUUAAGAUGUGGAGGAACUGGUGCUUAAACAGUUAAAAAAAGAAAUGAGAGUUCUUCAAGUACAGUAGGUGUAUAAAUCCUUGUUCUGGUCGAGUGCUGGUGCUUCAUUUAAAUCCGGUAACACUGAAUAAUUAGACCGCCCGCUCUCCAGCACAAAAUAUGUCAUGGCUGCAUUGAAACCAGAGACUCAGCUGUGUGCGACAUUGUGCCCAUCGCUUCAGCUGAACAGUGCCAGGUGACUGUACCACAUAAUGAAACCUGUCUGUUUUCAACAGACACAUGAAAAAGGAUCUCCGAACAUCACUGGAAUCUUUGUUGUUUUCUAAUUUGAGUUAUUAAUUUUUUUAUUUUAAAGAGAUUGUUUUCUAUGUGAAUUUUUACGGUUGAUUAUUUUAAUGUAUUUGAAUUGAGACAAGAUUUUUUUUCGUUUUCUCCAGAGGUCUGCUCUAUGUAUACAGAAUAAUGCACAUAGUCAUUCUGUUUGCUACACAGAAAUAUUAAAAAUGUCUUAAGUAACUUAAA